This is a messenger RNA of Acanthopagrus latus (yellowfin seabream), 2689 nucleotides long. It is a transcript of the gene cdip1, whose product is annotated as cell death-inducing p53 target 1. The record is from RefSeq and is a predicted model, not a curated record. The coding region runs from base 355 to 960 and encodes 201 amino acids. The transcript has 6 exons. Gene Ontology annotation, biological process: intrinsic apoptotic signaling pathway in response to DNA damage by p53 class mediator; tumor necrosis factor-mediated signaling pathway. Lineage: Eukaryota; Metazoa; Chordata; Actinopteri; Spariformes; Sparidae. Gene Ontology annotation, molecular function: zinc ion binding.
UUAGUUGUGCAAGUAGCGUUGAGCUGGAUUAUCUGGGAAAGGAUUUAAGAAAAAACACACAGACAACAGCUAGCUAGCUAGGUGGUUAGCUGAGAGGCGUUAGCAUCGUUUGGGUGAAAGCUGGUGAAUUCCAAACAUUCAGACUCGACACUGCGCCGACGUUUGUUUUUCAGUUCUUGUUUUUGGUUUCACUUAUUCGGGUUUCAUCGACAGCAGCUCCCAGGUUUUGGCACAUUGGUCAGAUUCCUCCAGUGGAGUCUUUAUCUGUCUCAGUCGCAGAGUAAAAGUCCACAGGGGAGUUGUGAGGGGAGCUCCGCGUCCAACCCCCUUCUCCUAUACAGACAUCCGGCCAGUAUGUCCAGUGACCCUCCUCCUCCGUACCCUGGAGGUCCCAGCGCCCCCCUCAUCGAGGAGAAGAAUGGACAACCAGUAAGAACUGCUCCAGUGCAGGGACAGCCCUUGCCUCCUGACUACGGCCCUCCACCUUAUGAGGCCCCACAGCCAGGCUUCCUUCCCCCACAUGUCCCUGGAGAAGGACCCAUGCCUAUGCCAAUGCCUCCACCUCCACCAGGUGGCCACUUCCACCCUCCACCCGGUCACUUCCCCCAUGCGAUGCCAGGACAGAUGGGUCCUGGUCCCAGUCACUUUGUCCACAUGGGAGGUCACACAGCGACCGUCCUCGCUCCUCCAGGAGCAGCAACCACUGUGACCGUACUGCAGGGGGAAAUGUUCCAGACCUCGCCGGUGCAGACUGUGUGUCCGCACUGUCAGCAGGCAAUCAUCACCCGCAUCUCCCACGAUGUCGGGCUCAUGAACACACUCUUCUGCCUCUUCUGCUUCUUUGUAGGGUGUGAUCUCGGCUGCUGCUUGAUUCCCUGCCUGAUUGAUGACCUCAAGGAUGUGACACACACCUGCCCUUACUGUAAGGGCUACAUUUACACAUACAAGCGUAUAUGCUAACCACCGACAGCUGUAUGCUACAGAGACAUGUACAUGCACACACAUAAAUUCACAGCUCCUCCUGCUGGUAGUUACAGCCCCCCUCCCUCAUUUUUGCAAAGUGUUGUGUAGCCCUAUUGAAUUGUAAGUGCAGUUUUCUCAUUAGUUCACAGAAUAUUUACUGUAUAUAUCUUUCAGCAUAACACGUUCAUGUAUAAAUAUGCAUUUGAAAUGUACAAAAUCUCACUGAGCUACAGAAAUUGUAGGGCACUUAAACAUCCACCGAGGCCGCAGGUGCAUCUGAUCCUGUAUGGAAACCUGGGGAAAACGCCGGUGAUGUUACAGAUGUUAAAAGAAGACCUCAGUUAGAGAAAGCUGUGAAAAUGGUCACUUUAUUUAUUAGAAAUCAUUUUGCUGAGAAGCAAGUUUAUUGAAGUCAAACAUGCUGGGUUAGAGUUCUUGUUUUUUUUUUUUAAAUUUCAGAUAUUUUAUCCUAUUUUAACAAGUUAAUAUUGAGAACUGUGAACAUUUUUGUCCAUGUCUGAUAAUUUUUGUUUUCCCUUUUGAAUCCCUCAUUCAAUUUCUGAAUGUGAGCAAACUAAUGAAGCAUUUUCAGCUUGUGAAACUGAUGUAUUUGCUUGUUUUGGAAUGCCUGAGAUUGACGUUACAUUCUGUAUUAUUAAUCUUUGGGGCUUCAGUCAGAAGUCACACACCAUUCAGUGAUUUACAGUUGAGCGAGUUGGCAUAAACGCCCUCUGUCCACAGUGUACUUAAUCUUGUUGAUGAAUCCACCAUUUGCACUUUAAGUUGGAAUUUCCCCUUCUGAUGCAACCUCAGCUAUCAUUAAUAAUGUGACUUAGUGAUUCGUCUCAUGAGUGAAAGCAGCACAUAAUUUUGGCUUUUGCUUGUUAGCUGAGUGAAUCCCACGAUCCAUGCACUUAUUCAGAGUGUAGAAGUAGAGCUGGCAGACAGUUUUACUGUAACUGAUGGAGACGCACCGCAUGACAUCUCGGUUAUCUUGUGUCCUCUCUUUGGUCCAUGUGUCAUUGUGAUGCACCGCUCCAAACUAGAAUAUCUUGUCACUGAUGCUGUCGGCUGAUUGUUUGUUGGUGCCACAGUUAACAGGUAGCUAGUUUAAAAAUAGAAAAAAGAUGUUAGCAAACAAAUGCCAGCGGUGACACCAUCUAACAUUACUCUGUUUAGCCUGUAACCCUCCUAAUAUGGCACCAGCCCCUUUUUUAAAGAGUACCUGCAUUGCUCGGAUGCAUGUUAGAUGAUAAAGAUCUCUUUCGACUAAUACUUGAUAGUGACCUCUCUGCUAGGAAUAAGCUUCAAAUAAAUGAUUGUAUCAGAAAUCCUGCUAAAUUACAUUGUGAUUCCAUCGAGAUUACUACUAACAAUCAGUUCCACCACAGCAUGCCUGGACUGCUACUCACUCAUCAAGUGCAGAGUCGUUCUGCAUGAGCCACGCGUGAAAAUGAAGAAAUCUCACUCGCUAGAUCUUUGACUCUAUGUGCAGUUCAUAUUUUUUUUUCUCUCUUUCUUGAGGCUAGCUAAUCUGUGCAAGAAAGUUAAUUUUGAGUUGAAGGAUUGCAUUGAACUUUUAAUACGAAGCACUGUACGCCAUUGUCGUGGAUAAUGCUGGUCUGCAUUGCUCUCUAAAUGUCUGUGAUAUGUAUAACUACGCAAGUCAAAAUUUGUUUGACGGUUGUAUACAGGUACUAUUUUAUCAAUAAAAAUCAGAACAUGA